UCCCCUUGGCAACGCAAGAUGGCGGCGCCCAUGUUGCUGCCCGAGUCCCCGCUGGGGAAGUUGAGCCACCAGCAGUACAGAGCCAUCCUGAAGAAGGAGAAGAGGAAAAAGAAGCGGCAGGCCCUGGCCAGGCUCAGAGACUCAGAGGCUACAGAAAAAGAUGAAUCAGUGUCUGAGGAAGAAGAGGAGGACCUGGAGGAAGAGGAUGAAGAUGAAGAAGAGAAAAAGCUGGAGGCAGAAAGGCAAAAGCUGCAUGAGCAGUGGCUGCUGAGAGAGGAGAAGGCCCAAGAGGAGUUCAAGCUCAAGAAGGAAAAGGAAGAGGCUGCAAGGAAGCGUCAAGAAGAAGAGGAGAGGAAGAUCAAAGAAGAAUGGGAAGAGCAGCAAAGGAAGGAGAGAGAAGCAGCCCAGCAGAAGCAGCAGGAGAAGAGAGAGAGAGAGGCAGCUGUGCAGAGGAUGCUGGAUCAAGCUGAGAGCCAGCUGGAGAAUGGUGUGAGCUGGCACAACCCAGAGCCCCCAGAGAACAUAGGCACCGAGAAGGACAGAGCCAAUUGUCCCUUCUAUAUUAAAACAGGCUCCUGCAGGUUUGGAGACAGGUGCUCUCGCAAGCACAACUACCCCACGUCCAGCAAGACGCUGCUGGUGCGCGGCAUGUUCCUGACCUUCGGCAUGGAGCAGUGCCGCAGGGACGACUACGACACGGACGCCAGCCUGGAGUACAGCGACGAGGAGACCUACCAGCAGUUCCUGGAGUUCUACGAGGACGUGCUGCCCGAGUUCCAGAACGUGGGCAAGGUGGUGCAGUUCAAGGUCAGCUGCAACUACGAGCCCCACCUGCGCGGCAACGUCUACGUGCAGUACCAGUCGGAGAAGGACUGCCAGGCGGCCCUGGCUCUGUUCAGCGGGCGGUGGUACGCCGGCCGGCAGCUCCACUGCGAGUUCUGUCCUGUCACCAGGUGGAAGACUGCCAUCUGUGGCUUGUUCGAGCGGCAGAAGUGCCCGAGGGGGAAGCACUGCAACUUUCUUCACGUGUUCAAGAACCCCAACAACGAGUUCUGGGAGGCCAACAGGGACAUCCGAGCCUCUCCCGAGCGGACUGGGCAGCCGGCUAAGAACUCUGAGAGGAGGAGCAGGGCGGGCCACCGCGAGGAGCAGGGCGGCAGGGCCCGCCGCAGGGGCAGCCCCAGCCCCGAGCGCUCGCAGCGCAGGAACGGCGAAGCGGAGCGCAGGAGGAGCCGGCGGCGCGGCGGCAGGCGGCACCGCUCCGGCCGCUCCCGCAGCAGGGAGCGGCGCAGGUCCCGCAGCGGCGGCCGCAGGCGGAGGGGCCGCAGCCGCAGCGCCACCCGCAGCCGGAGCCGGAGCAGGAGCUCCUCCCGAUCCCGGAGCAGGGGCAAGAAGAGGUCGAGCAGCAGAGGGAGAAGCGGCGACACCCCCAAAGCCAAGUGAGGGCCCGGGAGGUCCCAGCCGGAGCCGACGCCUUGCCGGCGGGGCAGCAGCUAACCCCCGGCCCGAAUAAAGAGUCCUUGCCCAGCAGAUGUUGCUCCCUGCCCAGGAACCCGGCUGGUUGUGUGCUAAGCUUCAGAGAAUGCCGGUGGAAGCCCUGUCCCGGGUGUGAACGACUCAGCUCCUCCCUCCCUCUCAGCUCUCUGCAGCAGGACGCCUCCCGGGGCUGAGCAGCAGGAGAAGCGCAGCCUGCCCGGGGGAGGCUCCUUGCCGUGCUGGCUGUGCUCGGUGCUCCCUGCCCCGGCCCAGGAGAGGGCUGCCCCGGGUGGCCUGCAGCCAGGGGAAGCCUCUUCCACCACCAAGCAACUCUGCUGCUGCUCUGAGCUGGAGAGAAGGCAUCUGGAGCUGUUGGACUGCACAGUGCUUGCCCAGGAGGAGCUUUGUGCUCGCAGGUUGCCCUCCCUCCCCUGAGCUUGGGGCCUGCAGUAGGCUAAAAGCCCACAGGAGAACAAUCACCUUGCUCAGUCCCUUCCUCCCC
Messenger RNA from Dryobates pubescens (Downy woodpecker), 1978 nucleotides. RefSeq names its product zinc finger CCCH-type, RNA binding motif and serine/arginine rich 2 (gene ZRSR2). Bases 19 to 1443 code for a protein of 474 amino acids. Gene Ontology annotation, molecular function: metal ion binding; pre-mRNA 3'-splice site binding. Gene Ontology annotation, cellular component: U2AF complex; spliceosomal complex. NCBI's taxonomy places the organism in Eukaryota, Metazoa, Chordata, Aves, Piciformes, Picidae. Gene Ontology annotation, biological process: mRNA splicing, via spliceosome. The record is from RefSeq and is a predicted model, not a curated record. The transcript has 11 exons.